Messenger RNA from Carassius gibelio (silver crucian carp), 3378 nucleotides. RefSeq names its product tribbles homolog 2. The coding region runs from base 821 to 1849 and encodes 342 amino acids. The transcript is spliced from 3 exons. Gene Ontology annotation, biological process: regulation of MAP kinase activity; positive regulation of proteasomal ubiquitin-dependent protein catabolic process; protein phosphorylation. Gene Ontology annotation, molecular function: mitogen-activated protein kinase kinase binding; protein kinase activity; ATP binding. The record is from RefSeq and is a predicted model, not a curated record. Lineage: Eukaryota; Metazoa; Chordata; Actinopteri; Cypriniformes; Cyprinidae. Gene Ontology annotation, cellular component: nucleus.
GAGGCCGCUAUGCCCGUGACGUCAGGGGGGCCGGUCGUGCGCGUGGAGAGCUCCAGUCAGUCCCGCGAGCGCACAGUCAGUCAGUCAGUCAGCCCGCUCGCGUGUGCAGCUGACCUCGCGCGUUCAAUGGACUAGAUUCCCAGCCACGUAAGUAAAAGAAGAUGAUGAUAAUGCUGUCUUGUUGUUGAAACAAGGGAUAGGCCCGGGGAGAACGUCGGCCGUCCCCUCUUGCCUUUGUCCAAAUCAGAUCCAAACGCCGGAGAUCGUCGGAGUUUGGUUGCUCGCAUCGACUUCCCAGGCGUAACAAAAGGCGGAUCGCGACCUGGAGGAAUUUUUUUCCUAGCCAUAUUUGGUAGAUGCAUGGACAGGCUUCGCGUGGAGACCCGCGUAAAUGAACACGGAGCGCCCUCUCAGGAUAUCUAAACCCAGCUGGCACCUUUCCCUUUUCAUUUAAUGCAAAACCCCGAUUCUUUACCUGCUGCGCUGCAUCGACCCUGACGUCACAACCUUUACAUUAUACCGCGCCGAUUCUUGCAUAUUUUUUUUUUUGGCUCGUUACCAACCGUGGUGUUCUUUUGAGGGAACAGUGAGCAUAGAGGUCACAAUUCGUGCAUGCACGUCAUUGCAUGUGUGUUCAGAUGACGCCACAUUGUCAUUGCAAUUAACGCACACGCAUAAGAUCAUCAUUACAGUCGAGGGGAAUCGCCGCUGCCUUCAUGCCCAGUGUUAAAUAGAGGACAUCUGUCUGUCAUUCUCUUCCGCCCCCCUCCUGUAAGACCGUCUGAACCCUCCUGCUCUGGACGAACCUCCUCCUAUACUCAUGAACAUACAGCGAUCCAGUCCCAUUAACAUUUCGCGUUAUGGGAGAUCGAGGCACAAAACACACGACUUUGAGGAGCUAUCUUGUCUAAGGACUGCAGAAUCCAACCAGAGUUUCAGUCCCAAUUUAGGAUCUCCCAGCCCUCCCGAGACCCCUGACUCCUCUCACUGCAUUUCUUGCAUUGGCAAUUACCUUUUGUUGGAGCCUAUUGAGGGAGACCACGUUUUCAGAGCCACCCACCUGCACAGUGGGGAAGAGCUCGUGUGCAAGGUGUUGGAUGUCAGUCGAUACCAAGAGUCCUUGGCUGCUUACUUUGUGCUGGGCACCCAUGAGCAUAUUAACCAGAUAGUGGAGAUCCUUCUGGGGGAUGCGCAAGCGUACGUGUUCUUCGAGAGCAGCCAUGGCGACAUGCACUCUUUCGUCCGCACUUGCAAGAAGCUGCGAGAGGAAGAGGCUGCCAGACUCUUCCAUCAGAUAGCAUCAGCUGUGGCGCACUGCCACGACAACGGCCUGGUCCUCAGAGACCUCAAGCUGAGGAAGUUCGUCUUUAAGAACGAGGACAGGAGCCUUGUAAAGUUGGAGAGUUUGGAGGAUACUUACCUCCUAGAAGGAGGUGAUGAUUCGCUCUCGGACAAACACGGCUGUCCAGCGUACGUCAGUCCGGAAAUCCUCAACGCAAAUGGCAGCUAUUCGGGUAAGGCGGCGGACGUGUGGAGCUUGGGCGUGAUGCUCUACACCAUCCUGGUGGGCCGCUACCCGUUCCACGACGUAGAGCCCAGCUCGCUGUUCAGCAAAAUCCGCCGCGGCCAGUUCAGCAUCCCCGAGACGCUAACACCCAAGGCGCGAUGCCUCAUCCGUAGCAUCCUGCGGCGAGAACCAGCCGAACGCCUCACCUCCCGAGAGAUCCUGGACCAUCCCUGGUUCUCGGCCUCCGGCGGUUCGGCCAGCCACGGAAGAGGCGAGCGAGAGUUGGACCAAAUGGUGCCAGAGGCCAACAUGGAAGAAGAACUAGAACAGUUCUUCAGCUGAGAACGAACUCGUCAGACGUUAUGCCAAGUCCUUUUAGAUGAUCAGAAAACAAGAAAUACACUCAUUACAAACGGUGUCUAUCGUUAUUUCUCAUUCCGUGAAGAGACAUAGUCGGUUCUGGCUUGGGAGAAAAUGACUUCUCCGUGAGCUAGGACUUGUGGACGAAGCUCAUUGAGUGAUGUAGCAAGACUUACUUUGAUUUUUCCUUGAUUUCCGUUCGUUUUUGUCUUCGUUUUACGUGGUGCUCACGAGGCGUACGAGUCACAGUAAGCUAUAAACAUGCAUUACAGCACAGAAGAGCGCAGCCCAAACUGCUAAACCUCUUCUGUUUCCAGCUCUGAUUCCUCCAAAUUGUUGACCGUGUCUCAGUGUCUGCUUUUCCUUGACUGCAAAUCGUUGGUCGCAUCUCAAUCUGAUCCUCGGUUUAUUUUAAGUUUAGCUUUUCGACAGCCCUCCAGGUCAAUUCUGCGAAGACCAUGUCAUUUGUUUCUGAUUCAUUGCGGCUGCAUUAAGAACGAUUUGUGUUGCAUUAAGCUUUUCCUUUUAUUAUUAUUGCUGCUUUUUUCAAUUAUGGUUAGAGCGAAACUUUCUCCGUAAGUCUUCAGAAAAUAAAAAAACGUCAAGCACUUGACUCUCCUAGGCUUGGAGAUCCUUUCUGUACUAGUGUCAUCUAUUUAACUUUAGUUGUUUUUCUUUUGCUGGAGCAAACUUUUUCUUAUUUUUAUUUAUAAGGUAACGCCUGUAUUUAAAAAUAAAUAUGUGCAGGGUUUUUAUUUUCGUUUUUCUUAACCGCCAGUUUUCACGAAUACAAUGUAGGCAAUACAUUUGACACAGGACAGGUUUGACUUUUUGUUUUAAACUUUGUCCCAAGUUGGAAGGUCUCCGAUUUAACGUCAGUGCCAGUAAUCGCACACCCCAAAUGCACGCUGACCGUGUUCCUUAUUUUUUAGUUUUUUGCAUUUGACUCCAUGAAUAUUAGAUAAUAUUUCUACGACUACACCGUCUCAAGUACCUCAUGUUAACUCUUCUGCCUGCAUAGGUUUGUGAAAUGAUCAUGUUUUGAAUGGGUACAUGUAGACAUGUUUUGUCGUAUAUCAAUGUUACUUGAAAUAGUGAUUUAUAUCUAGUCAAUGGCAUGUGCCCUUUGAAUGCUUUAGCCUGCCUAGCAAGAGGGGAGUUCAUUAUUUCAUUUCUGUUUUCUUAUUAAAGAAGAAUCUUCCGAAGGAUUUACUAGGAGUCCAACUGUGCUUUGGAGUUUCUCCGUUUUUCUUUUCUCCUUCCUCCGGUCAUUGUGCUUUCACUUGUUUUGUAGAAGGAACUUGCCUACCUAGGUUGGUGCUGAUUAGGUGCUAAUUUUGAAGGAUGUUUUUCUUUUUUUGUUCGUUCAUUUUUUUUUCCUCAUUUUUUUUCAAGGGGAGGGGGGAAUGCAUGGUGGGAUAUCUGCCUCAGAUGCUCUGAUUGUAAUGUAACAGAUUUUUGGUGUUUUGUCCAGAUUUAUUCAGUAAAUAAAUUGUGAACUGCACACUGCA